AUGUCAAAACUGAUCAGUCAAAGAGCACAACGUUCCACGUCAAAUACAGAUUCACUCAGGGAUCCGAAAAGAAUGAACAGUCUGACACUCCACACUGCUAGUCACUACUGGUAUCCAGCAGAAUCUUCCACCUACCAUCAACAGUCGAGUUCUUCCCUACUAGACAAUCGGGUGAAGGUUGUCGUCUCCGUGGAACAGACACUAUACGAUGUGGCUGACCUGCUGGAACAACGCUUGGGGAUUUGUCUGUCCGGAUGCCAUUUUUAUCUCCAAGAUCGGAUCAAGCUCAGGGGAGAGUCUCCUCUUGUCGAACAUUGUGUGGAGAUUUCGGGAUUGGUGCAAUUGUUACUGGAAAUCAAGACCGCUCCUGGGGGUUAUCCGAUCCGGUUGAAUGUGGUGGAUAUACAGAUUCCAGAGCAGUUGGAUCCUAACAGCGGUGGUGACCGCACCAAUCAAUCGUAUCACGUUCCUGAUCACCAGCCUCCCCCAACCGUUCCUCGGUCUUCUGGCACCUCCCGGUCUGAUGAUCAACGUCCCAGUUCAUCCGCAGAAACACCAUCCACCAAUCCGCCGCCUGCAUCCAGUCCAGAACCCUUAUGUAUCCCACCGGCUACAGUGGCUGCCGCUAUCGCCACUGCGGCAGACAUUGCAGCCGGAGGGUCAGGGCUUUCCAGUAUAUCUUCCGCUGUCUCCGACAGUCCCGAGGUUGGUUUGAAUGGGGACGACGUAUCUGCGGAUCUUGAUAAACAACAACUUCGUCCUGAUCCUCAGUUGAACUCCGCCUCCUCCCUUGCAACAACUAGAGCUAAUUCCACGAUUCCUUCAUCCAUGUACGAUUACGAGUGUAUUCCGCGGUGGGUGGUGGACAGCCACUACCGUCGUCUCAUGGAGAUGAACGACGUGCCACGUGAUCCGGCAGAGUGGAAUGCAACGCAGGUAAUUAUGUGGAUCAACUGGGCUUUCAAAGAAUUUCGGAUAGAAGGCAUAAAGGGCGAGAAAGUGUUUGACAUGCCCGGAACCCAAAUGCUUGAAUUGACUGCCGCCGACUGGCGUCGUCUCGUGCCAAAUGUUUCAGUAAACUUCCUUACUCACUUGGAGUUGCUCAAACGAUGCAAGAAAAUAUGUGUCCCGUACCGUCCGCAACCACCUUCGACAUAUCCAGUUUCGCAGUCCUCUCAACGUGUCUACCGUCAGGCAAAUCGUUCACGAUUUCGAGUUGCACGUAAUCAACCCGACUCGGGAUCGGUCUUGGGCCGAUCUUACGGUGGCUCUGGUGUUCUCUUCGCUCCGGCUUUCCCAACCGUGAUGAGUGGGAAUUUCAACAUGUCCACCUUGAACGCCCGCCUACUCGGCUCCAAAGCGGUGUUCAUCGCCUCCGAAGCCGACGAAACCUAUGUCCCCGUCUCCAAUUCGAUCAUUUUCCCCUCGCGGACAGAUUCAAGUGCUGCUUCUGUUGCUAUCCCAGUCGGGUCAAACUAUCCUGGGGUUCUGUCAACUUCCGGACUUUCAAAUGUAUACUCGGAACAAUUGCUCAUGGCCAAUCAAGUUAACUUGGCGAAUCAAACCGCAGGUUUCGAACUUACGGGAAACGCGCAUGCUGCAGCAGCGGCCGCGGCGGCGGCGGCGGUAGCUGCCGGUCAGGUACAGUUAUGGCAGUUUCUGCUAGAGCUGCUCACAGAUUGGCGACAUCGGGAGGCCAUCCACUGGAUUAGCGAUGAUGGAGAAUUCAAGCUGAGCAACCCGGAGCGUGUGGCGGCCAUGUGGGGUCAGCGUAAAAAUAAGCCAGCAAUGAACUAUGAAAAGUUGUCACGGGCUCUACGCUAUUAUUACGAUGGUGACAUGAUAUCUAAGGUUCAAGGGAAGCGGUUCGUAUACAAAUUCAUCUGUGACCUGAAAACGCUUCUGGGAUUUUCUGCGGGCGAACUAUAUAUGUUGGUGAAAAACUGUGCAGAAAAGCAUGCAGCUAUCCGUAACCGUAAGCGGCGUACCUUGGGUACCACUGGCCACUCGUUCUCCACUUCCUCGUAUGCGCGCGCGAAAUUCGAAGGUCGUGUUGGUGGUGGCGGAGGCGGUCUGUGGAAUCGUUCUUCGUUGUUCUCGGAAGAAUUCAAGACUUCUAGUAGUGUGACUCCUGAAUUGAACCAUUCUUCCGGUUGUUUGCCUUCACCUACAGGUCAUUCUUCGAAAGACAUUCGAUCGUUUGAUUUACCCCCCUACCCAACCAGUAUGUCACAACAUUUCUCCCCUCGAUCGCCCAACGGUCAAGAAACGAAGCAUAAAUUACAACAACGAUUGCCGGGUUUUGAUAGCCUCCCUUUUUCUGAGUCCAAUGUACAGUCCCCUCAGCCUCUAAUGAGAUCCGUUUCGGGUGGAGCAUCCGUACGCUCCACCGUCCCCACCCCACCUGCUAUCGAUCUUGAUCGUCAUCGGUUGGCGCUUCUGGAAAACGGAACCGCAGAUGACCUCAUGGACCAAGGCGAAAACCAAUCAGAUGCAUCUUCCAACCCUUGGAAGCGGCGACGUCAGUGGUGGGUCAGAAAUCCUGUCUCUGCACAGGCCCUACAUUUCUCACCCCCAUUCAAUCAUGGAGUGAAUUCGGAUGAGUCAAGCUCGCGGUCGUGUGCUUUUGGGUUGUCAAAUGGCUCUUCCGGUUCGUCGCGUAACACCAGCGGCGGAAGCACCUUGUCCCGCGCCAACCCGCCUCUGUUGCUUCUGGAUGAGGACUGGAUAGCCGCAACAGCUUUGCGUGAUGAACUUUCCGGUGAUGCCCUACCUGUCACAUCCCAUCGGUUCAUAGGUCCGCUCACACCUAGCCCGUGUCGUUCGAGCAAUAGAGUCUCGUCAAUACCUGUCUCACCGCUACCUCAGUCUGCCACAUCUCUCCCUACAGCAGCCGGUUUUGACGACGGUGAGAUUGCCACCGCCGCCGCUUCACUCCUCAGCCAGCCUGCGCUGAACGACCAUCAUCCUCUUCUGACCGGCCCACGUGGCGGUUGUGACGAGGACCCGGAUGACUUACGAGCCGAUUCGGUCGUCACGUUUGAUUCCUUCCAAGCCACCGAUUUCCUCUCACCACCAACCACAAUGAAAAACCUCCCAGUUUUCCCUUUACGCUCAACACAGCGACCCCGACCGAGCUCCAUUGGGGUGGUUACUAAUGGAGAUCAUGCUCCGGGAAUCGAUAUCGAGGCGUUUUUGGCACAAUAGUUACUACUAUUCGCUGUGGUUGUAUAAAUGUUUUUUUUUCGAAAUUAUUCUUCCCUCCCCCCUGACUCAGGUCCCCACCUCCAACGUGCACAGACCUCUUUCUGUAAUCGUGCCAUCUUGUACAGACUGCUAGCUACCCUUCCCUGAAGUUGUCCUAAUUGACCCAUCCCGUAUUGUCCGCCCGAGCUUGCAUGUAUGUAUGUAUGCACAGUGUCAUCACACUUUUAAAUCACUGCUAUCAAUCAUGUUCAUUUUGUUACUUACGGGUUCAUUUUUCCAGCCUUCUGUGAAUUUUCAUCCGAGAUACUGACCAGCGCCCGUUUCCCUUCCCCUCUUCGGUCCACACAGAGAGAAUCAAUAUCCAUCCGGUUUCUUUGUCGUCCCCAUUUUGUUGUUCUCGCCAUCAUCAACAUUCCAAGUGAACCAAUUUGGUGUAUUCCUACGGAUGCUGAGUCUGCCAUUACACACAGACUCUUAACCUGACUGUCUAUUCACUUGUAUGUUCCGGAGCUUUGAAUACUAGCAUUGCAUUCGCUCAUUCUUGUUCAGAUUGCCCCAUCUUCGUUAUUUGCCCCCUCCCCUCUUGCGGUUCUUUUUAACCACGCUUUGCCCCUUUGCUUCGUGUGAAUUAGUUGGUCAAACUCCCGUAGAGUCUGUGCAUUUGAGUGAACUGACACAGGUUGGGGCAGCUUUCUCAUCGUGCGCUAUUCCCUCAUCCACGCCUCUCUCACCGGUUUUUUACCCUCCCCCCUUCUAUCAGCCAUUACGACCCUGCACGAUUCCGCCCUUCUUUUUUGUAAAUUUU
Opisthorchis viverrini is the source of this 4012-nucleotide messenger RNA. RefSeq lists its product as hypothetical. Gene Ontology annotation, biological process: regulation of transcription by RNA polymerase II; cell differentiation. The record is from RefSeq and is a predicted model, not a curated record. Gene Ontology annotation, molecular function: DNA-binding transcription factor activity, RNA polymerase II-specific; sequence-specific DNA binding. Bases 1 to 3207 code for a protein of 1068 amino acids. The transcript has 8 exons. Lineage: Eukaryota; Metazoa; Platyhelminthes; Trematoda; Opisthorchiida; Opisthorchiidae. Gene Ontology annotation, cellular component: nucleus.